AUGGAUACGCCAUCAGUACGCCCACGUCAGAACAGUACGGAGGAGACGGUAUCGCGUGGCAAAGGAGGCGGGUUACGCGAUUGCAAACACUAUUCGGUGUCGACGGAAACGACGUGUUCGCGGUUUAUAACGCAACGAAAGCGGCACGUGAGCUCGCAUCUCAAAAACAUAAAACCCGUCCUCAUAGAAUCGAUGACCUAUAGAUUGGGUCAUCAUUCUACCAGUGAUGAUUCGACUGUCUACAGGAGUUGGACCGAUAAAGAUCACCCAAUCAAGCGGUUCAAACACUAUAUCACAGAGAAAGGCUGGUGGAACGACGAAGAAGAGAAGAAGUGGCAGACAGAUUGCCGCAAGCGGAUUUUGAAGGCGUUCGGUGAAGCUGAAAAAGAGAAAUGGUCUCAUUAUCAUGAUAUGUUCGAGGAUGUGUAUAGGUUCGUCUUCUUUUUGCCAUGA
Cooperia oncophora is the source of this 453-nucleotide messenger RNA. NCBI's taxonomy places the organism in Eukaryota, Metazoa, Nematoda, Chromadorea, Rhabditida, Trichostrongylidae. The record is from the annotation of a GenBank genome assembly.